Rotaria sp. Silwood1 is the source of this 712-nucleotide messenger RNA. The record is from the annotation of a GenBank genome assembly. Lineage: Eukaryota; Metazoa; Rotifera; Eurotatoria; Philodinida; Philodinidae.
AUGGAUCUUCCUGUUGCUUCAAAAGGUUCAUUUGGCGGUCAAUAUGAUCGGAUAUCGCCAUUUGUCAUCGAUAUUAGAAGAAACUUGAAGCUUAAACCAGAAGAAUUACCAUCAAAAAAGCCAGAUGUGAUUCCCAUGCUUGUUGAAGAAGCUGCUCGGGGUAUUAUUGAAGAAGGAAAAUAUAUUGGAAAAGAACGACAAGCUGAAAAAUUGGCUAAAAUUCUUAGAGAACAAAAAAACAAAGGAAUAAAAGAGUCUGAACAAAUUUUUAAUUACAAAGAAAUGGCUAAACAUCGCGAUGAAUAUCGAUCAUUUGAAGCCUUUACAUCGUGUAGUCGAAAUCGUGAAAAAACAGAAGAAUUGGGAAAUACUUUAUUCAUUAUGGAGGUUAAGUCUGCUUUUGUUGUUGAUAUCAUUGAGUUUUCUGAAUAUCCAAAUGAAGAAGAAGAACUUGUCACACAUGGUGUUAGCUUUUAUGUUAAAAACGUUGAGUUUGUUCUCAGAACGAAUAAACAUUUGAUCUACUUGCAACUUCAACAAUGGAAGUCUGGUAAGUAGAAAGAAAUCUUUUCCAAUAGUUAUUAUAAUAUGAAAAAUAUUCGUCCUUAUUAUUUUCAUUUUCAUUUAUUUUGUCCUCUUAUUAUUACACUAGUUAACAAAGUUACAACUUCAUCAUACAAAUGUAUUGAAGUUCUAAGAAUACAAUAUUUUA